Molecule: messenger RNA, 794 nt
Organism: Emys orbicularis (European pond turtle)
Lineage: Eukaryota; Metazoa; Chordata; Testudines; Emydidae
Gene: PFDN5
Product: prefoldin subunit 5
Exons: 4
Coding region: 174-788 (204 amino acids)
Biological process (GO): RNA polymerase II core complex assembly; protein folding; RNA polymerase I assembly
Cellular component (GO): cytoplasm; prefoldin complex
Source: RefSeq, a predicted model, not a curated record
UCCCCACAGAGCAAUGGCAGCCGGAAGCAGGGUAGAGGCUUAGCCCUACGGAGCAAUGGCUGUCCCAAGGAAACCAUAGAGACUGGGGUCCAGAGGAGGCGUCGCGUACCAUAGAGUGGCUCUGUGUCCGGCCUAGAGCGCUUCCCCGGCCCGCUCAUUGACUCUCCCCCAAGAUGGCGCAGCAGGUGAACAUCACGGAGCUGACGCUGCCGCAGCUCGAGGUGCUGAAAAACCAGCUGGACCAGGAAGUGGAGUUCCUCUCCUCCUCCAUCGCCCAGCUCAAGGUGGUGCAGACCAAGUACGUGGAAGCCAAGGACUGUCUGAAUGUGCUCAACAAAAGCAAUGAAGACAGCAGACAAUGCCCGAGAUUUCUUCAAAAGGAAGAUCGACUUCCUGACCAAACAGAUGGAGAAAAUUCAGCCGGCACUGCAGGAAAAACAUGCCAUGAAACAAGCUGUGAUGGAAAUGAUGAGCCAGAAGAUCCAGCAGCUAACGGCCAUGGGGGCUUCACAGGCUGCAGCAACGAAGGCAUAGCCUUUGGCAUUGGUCCCCCGGGCCCCGCACGCCGUGGCUUGACUGAGGCAUUUUGUUCUGUUACGAGCAGAGUCUUAAAAUCACCGAGGAAGCAGCUGGGGCCGAAACCCUCCCAGCCCUCGGGAGGCAUCUGCUCUUUGUGCUGGUGGCUGUUACGUGCGCGCAGUGUCUUAAAUGCAAACCUGGGGGAAACGCUUCCCCUUUUGUAUGUGGCAGGUGAUAUCAAUGUGCAAGAUAAAUUAAAGCAGUGCUGAACGGUA